Messenger RNA from Bactrocera tryoni, 1940 nucleotides. It is a transcript of the gene Nop60B, whose product is annotated as H/ACA ribonucleoprotein complex subunit 4. Gene Ontology annotation, biological process: snRNA pseudouridine synthesis; box H/ACA sno(s)RNA 3'-end processing; mRNA pseudouridine synthesis. Gene Ontology annotation, cellular component: box H/ACA snoRNP complex. The record is from RefSeq and is a predicted model, not a curated record. Lineage: Eukaryota; Metazoa; Arthropoda; Insecta; Diptera; Tephritidae. The coding region runs from base 1 to 1551 and encodes 516 amino acids. Gene Ontology annotation, molecular function: pseudouridine synthase activity; RNA binding. The transcript is spliced from 6 exons.
AUGGCGGAUAUUGAAAUCAAAAAGGAAAAGAAAAAGAAGAAAAUUAAGGAAGAGCCAAUUGAUGCGGAUGAUCUUGGAGUGCUACAAAAAUCUGGCGACUUUUCUGUGAAGCCAUCUGAAAAAUCUGUGAAGUUAGAUGCUUCGCAAUGGCCUUUGUUGUUGAAAAAUUUCGAUAAGCUGAAUGUGCGUACCAACCACUAUACACCUUUACCUCAUGGCUCUUCUCCACUUAAUAGAGAUAUUAAAGAAUAUAUGAAGUCUGGUUUCAUUAAUUUGGAUAAACCAUCUAAUCCAAGUUCACACGAAGUUGUCGCCUGGAUAAAGAAAAUUCUAAAAGUUGAGAAAACUGGACAUUCUGGAACAUUGGAUCCAAAAGUGACAGGUUGUCUUAUUGUGUGUAUUGAUCGCGCAACACGCCUAGUUAAGUCACAACAAAGUGCUGGUAAAGAAUACGUUGCCAUAUUCAAGCUACAUUCGCCAGUGGAGUCGGUAGCAAAAGUUCGUCAAGGAUUGGAAAAAUUGCGUGGUGCACUCUUCCAACGACCACCUUUAAUUUCAGCAGUCAAAAGACAAUUGCGUGUUCGUACAGUUUAUGAUAGCAAACUCUUGGAUUAUGAUGAGGCUCGUAAUAUGGGUGUUUUUUGGGUUAGCUGUGAGGCGGGUUCGUAUAUUCGUACCAUGUGCGUACACUUGGGCUUAGUGCUAGGAGUUGGUGGCCAAAUGUUAGAACUGAGACGUGUACGUUCUGGUAUACAGUCUGAGCGUGAUGGCAUGGUGACGAUGCACGAUGUCUUGGAUGCUAUGUACCUGUAUGAAAAUCACAAAGACGAGUCGAUGUUGCGACGAGUAAUCAAGCCAUUAGAAGGUUUACUUGUUAACCACAAACGCAUUAUAAUGAAAGACAGCUCGGUCAACGCUGUUUGCUACGGUGCGAAAAUCAUGUUGCCCGGUGUGUUACGUUAUGAGGAUGGUAUUGAAAUUGAUCAAGAAAUUGUCAUCGUCACAACAAAGGGUGAAGCAAUUUGUUUGGCCAUUGCACAAAUGACAACAGCAACAAUGGCAUCAUGUGAUCACGGUGUCGUAGCUAAGAUCAAACGUGUUAUCAUGGAGAGAGAUACAUAUCCGCGUAAAUGGGGCCUAGGACCUAAAGCUUCAGCAAAGAAAGCACUUAUUGCGGCAGGAAAAUUGGAUAAGUAUGGACGUCCGAAUGAAAAUACACCCAAGGAGUGGUUAACCGGCUUCGUUGAUUACAAUGCAAAGAAGCCUGCGGCAGCUGUAGCGCCACAAAAUACAACGCCAAGCCAUGGUGGCAGUACAGAGGAGGGUAAAAAGCGCAAAUUGAGCGUGACCAGCCAAGAUGAGAACACUGGAUCCGUGGUACCAGCUGAUAUUGAAAAGUCCGAAAAGAAGAAGAAGAAGAAGCAUAAAUCCGAUAAAGAGGCUCCCGAAGAAACAGUAGUGGUGGAAGAGGGAGCGGAGGUGACAGAAAAGAAAGAGAAAAAGAAGAAGAAGAAGAAGGACAAAGAUAGAGAAAAAGAAGCUGAGGAAUGAAUUAAGCCUUUGUAGAUCGCUAAAUUCAAGUCUAUUGCAGUGCAUUUUAUAGAGUACCGUUCUAUUGCGUUAAUUUUAGUUAACUUCCUUUUUUAAAUACAAAAUUGUUUGCAAAAAAUGUUUAGGUUGACUCAGAAAUAAGUCUGAGUUCAGUAUGUGGUCUUUCUAAGACAUAUAUUUUUCUAUGAAUUGACAACACAUAAUAGACGACCUCAGCAAAUAUACAAAAUAAUACAAUAAUUACAUUUUAUGUAUUGUAGCUAUAAGAUUAAAGAUAAGUCUGGUAACUGUAGACUACUUAAUUUCUCAGCUGUACAAAUGGUAUAUUACCAAUAUGUGGCUGACAACAAAAACAUGAAAAUAUACAAAGUAGCCUAUAAAAAACGUAA